Oldenlandia corymbosa var. corymbosa is the source of this 1092-nucleotide messenger RNA. NCBI's taxonomy places the organism in Eukaryota, Viridiplantae, Streptophyta, Magnoliopsida, Gentianales, Rubiaceae. The record is from the annotation of a GenBank genome assembly.
AUGGACGUCCGAGAUUUGAUCAGCAGCCAAAACGACGUCUCCUUAACACUGGCCAAGCGAGUGAUAUUGACGGAAGCCAAGGAGACGAAUUCCGUGUUCUCGCCACUGUCACUGCACGUGGUAUUGGGCCUGAUCGCCGCCGGAUCCGACGGCCCUACGAAAGACCAGCUCCUCUCUUUCCUCAACUCCAAAUCCACCGACGACCUCAACUCUCUGUCAUCUCAGCUUGUCACCGCCGUACUCGCCGACGGUAGCCCCUCCGGUGGACCCCUCUUGUCGUUUGCUAAUGGGGUUUGGAUUGAUCAGUCCUUGUCUUUUAAACCCUCCUUCAAUAAGGUCGUGGAUGAUGUUUACAAGGCUGCUUCCAAACAAGUUGAUUUUCAACAUAAGGCUGUGGAGGUGACCAAUGAAGUGAAUGCAUGGGCGGAAAAAGGAACAAAUGGCCAUAUCAAAGACAUUCUUCCUCCUGGUUCUGUGGACAGUACAGCAAGGCUGAUAUUUGCAAAUGCUCUGUAUUUCAAAGGAGCUUGGGAUGAGAACGAGAAAGAACAGUAUGUAAGCACCUAUGAUGACUUCAAAGUGUUGUGCCUUCCUUACAAACAAGGUGAGGACAAGCGUCGUUUCUCCAUGUAUUUCUUCCUCCCAGAUGCCAAGGAUGGUCUGCGAGCUUUGGUAGAGAAACUUGAUUCUCAACCUGGAUUCAUAGACCGUCAUCUUCCUCGUAGGAAAGUAGAAGUUGGAGAUUUCCUCAUCCCUAAGUUUAAGAUGUCGUUUGGUUUUGAUGCAUCAAAAACUCUGAAAGAUCUAGGGCUGACCUUACCUUUUUCUGAUGGAGGACUCUCUGAAAUUGUGGACUCCCCUGUUGGUCGCAACCUUUUUGUUUCCAACAUUUUCCACAAAUCCUUCAUUGAGGUUAAUGAAGAAGGUACAGAAGCAGGGUCUUCAAGUGCAGGGGUGGUUAUGCUGCGUGAAUUAGUACUCAUAGAUAAACCUGAUUUUGUUGCUGAUCAUCCAUUCCUUUUCGUCAUCAGAGAAGACAUGACCAGGGUGGUGCAGUUUGUAGGUAGUGUGCUUAAUCCCACUGUGUCUUAA